GGGGGGCCCAUUCAGAGCCCUGGCCACUGCCUGCUCUCUAGGGGGCUAACCAAGACCCGGAGGCUCCGAAGACUCAGUCUUGUCAGCUCGCCUGCAGCUAUGAAAGAACCUGUUGUAAAGGUGUUGGCUGGGGCUUCACAAACCUCUACAGCCCACCCCAAGAGAGAAGGCUCUGGGAUGCCCUGCCCUAGCCCAGCUAAUGCCAACCAGGCUGGGAUCUCCCCGGGUGGCAGAAGAAGCUCUCGAGCGACCUGGAAGUCCCCUGCAAGCCCCCCGGUCCUCACGGCCCGCCCGGUAGCCACCCCGUCCCCACCUCCCUCGUCCCGGUGCUCCUUACGCAGAGCCUCCCAGGCGUCCUUCAGCUGGCCCAGGAGGCCCUCGCAGCCCGAGGGCCUUGCGGCCUCCUCCAAGACCACCCCUCCACCGAAGGAGACCACACCCAGGGGAUUCCGGACGAAGCGGUCGCCCCAGCCACCCGCCAAGCCGGACCGGAUGGAUUUGAGCAAGGAGCAGAAGCAGGCAACCCCCAGCCCCGGACCCAGCUCCCCCAAGCCCAAGGAAGAGGAGGACCGAGAGCAGAAGGCCAGAGGGAGGGCCGUGGGCAGGAAGAAGAGCAGCCUGGUCCCCAGCACAGCCGUGCAGCGGGCUGGUGGCAGCGCGGUGGAACAGCUCAACUCCAAAGCACAGGAGUGCAAGGCCUGGCGGAUCCUAAACCAAGUGAGCGAGGGGCAGAGGAGGAUGGGUAACAUCCUGCCCAAUGCCACCCUGAACCAGUCUGAUGCCUCGAGCACUGGCGCUUUCCACGACCUGAGCUACAGCAUGAAAUCUGACCUGUUCCCGGGUCCCCCGAUGGAGCUGAGGAGCCUGAUGAUGGACUCCUACACCCCGGACGUGUUUGAGCGAGCAGUGAGGGACCUCAGCAACUGGCAUGGAAGGAAGACUGACGAACUGGGACGCUGGCAUCGGAAAAAUGCCCUUGACCGUAACCUCCGGCGGGCAUUGUUUCAGAGGUUUGCGGACAGGCGCAAAGUCAGCAAAUCUGCCUAAUCUUAGUCCCCGAGUUAAGGGACCCGCCCUUAGGGCAGGCUGCAGCAAUAAAGAGGGAGACACCCCAA
Molecule: messenger RNA, 1115 nt
Organism: Tachyglossus aculeatus (Australian echidna)
Lineage: Eukaryota; Metazoa; Chordata; Mammalia; Monotremata; Tachyglossidae
Gene: CIMIP4
Product: testis expressed 33
Exons: 6
Coding region: 100-1047 (315 amino acids)
Source: RefSeq, a predicted model, not a curated record